This is a messenger RNA of Chinchilla lanigera (long-tailed chinchilla), 7611 nucleotides long. It is a transcript of the gene Nynrin, whose product is annotated as NYN domain and retroviral integrase containing. The record is from RefSeq and is a predicted model, not a curated record. NCBI's taxonomy places the organism in Eukaryota, Metazoa, Chordata, Mammalia, Rodentia, Chinchillidae. Gene Ontology annotation, biological process: DNA integration. Gene Ontology annotation, molecular function: RNA-DNA hybrid ribonuclease activity; mRNA binding. Gene Ontology annotation, cellular component: cytoplasmic ribonucleoprotein granule; nucleus.
CGGGGCUCAGCGCCGCGGCGCGGGGCGCCUCGCGCGCGGGGACCCCGGGGUCGCCGAGUUUCCCUCUCCGGGGGCGGGCGGGGCAGCCAUGCUCCUGUCGCGGGGUGAACCCCCGGCGCUGGAAUGGUUCAUGGUGCAGACGAAAUCGAAGCCUCGGGUGCAGCGGCAGCGCCUACAAGUGCAACGCGUCUUCAGGGUCAAGCUGAACGCCUUUCAGAGCCGUCCCGACACCCCCUACUUCUGGCUGCAGCUCGAGGGGCCCCGGGAGAACACGAGCAAAGCCAAGGAGUAUCUCAAGGGCCUGUGCAGCCCAGAGCUGUGGAAGGAGGUCCGCUACCCGCCGAUGCUACAUUGUGCCUUCCUCGGCGCCCAGGGCCUCUUUUUGGAUUGCCUCUGCUGGAGUACCCUGGCCUAUCUGGUGCCUGGUCCUCCUGGCUCUCUGAUGGUAGGCGGGCUCACCGAGUCUUUCACCAUGACCCAGAACUGGCUGGAGGAGUUAGUGGCACGGCUGCGCUGGGGCCCUGCCCCUCUGCUGACCCCCCGGGGAAUCUGGGAGGCUGAGGUGUCCCGGGCCUUUGGGGCCCUGGUGUGGAUCCGUAGUGACCAGUACGCAGGGGACCUGUUGCAGUUACCCCCAGCCGUUCAGGAGCUGCUGCUGAGCCUGGUGCGGGAUGCUGCAGGCAAGGAGGACAUCAUUGAGUGGCUCAGCCACUUCGGCAUCUCCAACACCCGCUCUGGCCCAGAGGUCCUGAUCAGCCCUCCCCAGCAGCAAAAGGAAGACUCGGCUGUUGUGUCCAUGGGAGGGAGUCCUGGGUCCAUCCUUGAGAUGGGGACCCUCCAGAUUGGAGGCCCAGAAAAUCCAAAGAGAGUAAGCAGCCUGAGAGCCACCAAGUCCCUGAUCCCAGUCCAGAACACUCAGCAGAAGACAGCAAACCAGCUGGUACGGGUUGGUGACAACAACCAAGGUGGUACGAACAGUGUUCAAGAGGAAGGGCUGAUACAAGCCACCAGCAGCCAGGACUCUGUGAACCGCAUGCCAGCCUUGUUGCAUCAAAAGCAGGUCCACAAGGUAGAAGAGAAAUUCCUCUUCCAGCCUUCGGUAUCAGCUCUGGGUAUGUGUCCGUCCUGGAAGGGCUGGGCCCCGGGGCCAGCCUUUGGGCCCUUGCGGCCAGGGACUAUUGCUGCAGCCUUUUGGAGGAUCAAUGAACUGCAUUCUCUGCACCUGGCCUGGCUUUUGUCUCAGGCGUGCUUCAGUCUCCCAUUCUGGCAGAGGCCACUGGGCCCCAUUCAGCUGAAGCUGCCAGGGCAGAGUGCUUUGCCCUUAAAUCUAGAAUGGAAGCAAAAGGAGCUGUCUCCUUUGCCUUGUGCAGAAGGCCCAGCUUGUAGACCAGAUGGGGAACUGGGAGGAGAGACAAGUCUACAGAAUUGCCCAAGACCAGAGACACCCCCAAAAGUCGUGAGUUUAUUGGUGGUCCCGGGAGGCUCCGGUGCAAAGGACAAGGUUAGCCCAGGACUUCCACGUAUAGGCCUACCUUUGGCCUCAACAGCCCAAGCUGGAGAUAAGCGAGGGAACCAAGGGGGCAUGCGGCCGGAUUAUGAGUGGCUAGAAAAAGGGCCCUCUCCAGCGCCACCCACAGAACAGGAGGCACCUACAGCUCAAGGAAGGCCCAUGGCUCAAGAGGGGCUGACAGCCCAGUCAGCACCUGAAGUUCGGACAGUGCCUGAAACUCUCAAAGUGCCCAUGGCUGCAGCAGUGCCCAAGGCUGAAAACCCACCCAUAACUCAAAGGCAGCCUGCAGCUCCCAAAGUGCCUACAUCCCAAAUGAUGCUGGCAAUGAGCACAGAGCCUGCAGCAACCCAAGUGCCUGCUGCCACAAAGCCUGCUGCCCAGGUAGUGUCCACAGCUCGAAAAGCCACAGUGGAUCAACCAGCAUCAGCAUCAGCAGCUCAAGAGACGUCUGCAACUCCAAAAACUGUCAUGGCUCAGAAGAUGCCCGCAGCCACAACAUCGCCUGCAAAUCCCCAAAUACUCCAAGCUCACGCUGGGCCUGUGACUAAAAUGGGAUGUGCAGCUCCUAAAAUAUCUGCAGCCCCCAAAGAAUCUGCAGCUCCUAAAACGUCUGCAGUGCCCAAAGCACCUGGAGCUUCUAAAGCCUCCAGACCUCCCAAAACAUCUGCAGCCCAGAAGGUACCCCCAGGUGAAGGGCCGACCUUGGAUGUAGCCAGACUUCUGAGUGAGGUUCAGCCUUUGUCAAGAGGUGAUGGCUCCUUACCAAAGGGCCAGGGGGAGCCUGGAAGGCAGGGUGCCCAGCCCAGCAGCACCUUGGCCCUCAGCAAUCAGCACCAGUUCCGGGUGGAGGGACUCCUGGGGGAUUGGAAGGGGGGCCCAAGGCAGUCACCUCGCCACCCACAGGCAAAUAGCACGGUGACCAGCUUCCAGAGGUACCACGAGGCCCUGAACACACCCUUUGAGCUGAACUUGUCAGGAGAACCUGGGAACCAGGAAUUGCGCAGAGUGGUCAUCGAUGGCAGCAGCGUGGCCAUGGUGCAUGGCCUCCAGCAUUUCUUCUCCUGCCGAGGCAUUGCCAUGGCGGUGCAGUAUUUCUGGAACCGGGGACACCGAGAGGUCACUGUGUUUGUACCCACCUGGCAGCUGAAGAAGAACCGAAGGGUGAGAGAGAGCCACUUUCUGACGAAGCUCCACUCGCUCAAGAUGCUUUCGAUUACCCCCUCCCAGCUGGAGAACGGCAAGAAGAUUGCCACUUAUGAUUAUAGGUUCAUGGUAAAGCUGGCAGAGGAGACAGACGGCAUCAUUGUUACCAACGAGCAGAUUCACACCCUGAUGAAUAAUUCUAAGAAACUCACGGUCAAAGAUCGCCUGCUGCCCUUCACGUUUGCGGGGAAUCUCUUCAUGGUACCAGAUGACCCCCUGGGCCGUGAUGGCCCCACCUUGGAUGAGUUUCUGAAGAAGCCAAACAGGUUGGACACAGACGUUGGCAACUUCCUGAAGGUAUGGAAGACCCUUCCACCCAGCUCAGCCAGCAUCUCUGAACUGAAUGGUGAUCCUGACCCCAGGCCCUUGGAGCGCCCACAGGAUGUGGAAGAAGUCAGGGAGGAGAAGGAGGAAAAGCAAAAUGAAGAGUGCAGAGAGGGGCAGGAAACGCCACAGUGGGCCGAGGAGGACGACCUGGACUCUUCCCUAGCAUCAGUGUUCGGGGUUGAGUGCCCCUCCCUUUCUGAGGAAAUCCUGCAGUGCCUGAGCCUCCACGACCCCCCUGACGGGGCCCUGGACAUUGACCUCCUGCCAGGGGUGGCCUCUCCCUACCUGGGCAUCCCCUGGGAUGGGAAGGCUCCCUGCCAGCAGGUUCUUGCGCAGCUGGCCCAGCUCACCACCCCCAGCAACUUCACCGUGCUUUCCUUCUUUGUGGGGUUCAUGGACUCCCACCGGGAUGUCAUCCCUGACUAUGAAGGCCUCAUGGGCCCUCUGCACAGCCUCCUCAAGCAGAAGCCAGACUGGCAGUGGGACCAGGAGCAUGAGAAGGCCUUCCUGUCCCUGAAGCGAGCCCUGGUGUCCGCCCUCUGUCUGACGGCCCCCAAUUCCCAGCUGCCCUUCCGCCUGCAGGUGACAGUGAGCCAGGUGGCACUGACAGCCAUCCUCUACCAGGAGCACUCAGGGAGGAAGCAUCCCAUCGCCUAUACCUCGAAGCCCCUACUCCCGGAUGAGGACAGUGAGGGCCCCCAGUCAGGCGGGGACAGCCCCUACGCUGUGGCCUGGGCCCUCAAGCAUUUUUCCCGCUGCAUCGGAGAUGCUCCAGUGGUCCUGGACCUUUCCUAUGCUUCCCGGACCGCUGUGGCUCCUGAGGCACCGGAGGGCCGCCGGGUUUCCAAAGCGUGGUUGAUCCGAUGGUCCCUUUUGGUACAGGACAGAGGCAAGAGAACCCUGGAACUGGCCCUUCUCCAGGGCCUGCUGAGGGAAAACCGACUGCUGACACCUGCUUCCUCGAUGCCUCGUUUCUUCCAGGUUCUGCCUCCCUUUUCUGACCUGUCCACUUUUGUCUGCAUCCACAUGUCGGGCUACUGCUUUUACCGUGAGGAUGAGUGGUGCGCUGGUUUUGGCCUCUAUGUCCUGUCUCCCACCAGUGCCCCUGUCUCCCUCUCCUUCUCCUGCUCCCCUCACACCCCGACCUAUGCUCACCUGGCAGCCGUGGCCUGUGGCCUGGAGCGGUUUGGCCAGUCUCACCUCCCUGUGGUCUUCCUCACACACUGCAACUGGAUCUUCAGCCUCCUCUGGGAGCUCUUGCCCCUCUGGAGGGCCCGGGGCUUCCUGUCCUCAGAUGGGGCUCCACUACCUCACCCCGGCCUGCUCUCCUACAUUAUAUCCCUCACCUCUGGCCUUCCAUCCCUUCCGUUCAUCUACAGAACCUCCUACCGGGGCUCUCUGUUCGCUGUGACAGUGGAUAACCUGGCCAAGCAGGGUGCCCAAGGGGGUGGGCAGUGGUGGAAUUUGCCAAAAGAUGUGCCAGUCCCCGUCGUGACUCCCCAUGCCACGGGCAAGAGGCCCAACUUGCUGGCAUUGCAGCUGAGUGACAGCACCCUGGCGGAUAUCAUUGCCAAGCUUCGUGCGGGGCAGAAGUUGCCUGGCUCCUCCCCCUUCAGUUCUGCCUUUAACUCACUCAGCCUUGAUAAGGAGAGUGGGCUGCUUAUGUUCAAGGGAGAUAAAAAGCCCAAGGUCUGGGUAGUCCCGAGGCAACUCCGGAGGGAUUUGAUUUUCUCUGUGCACGACAUCCCCAUGGGAGCCCACCAGCGGCCAGAGGAGACCUACAAGAAAUUGCGGGUGCUGGGAUGGUGGCCUGGGAUGCAGGAGCAUGUGAAAGAUUACUGCAGGAGCUGUCUGUUCUGCAUCCCCCGGAAUCUCACAGGCAGUGAGUUAAAGGUCAUCGAGUCCCCAUGGCCCCUCAGAUCGACUGCCCCCUGGUCGAACCUGCAGAUAGAGGUGGUGGGUCCGGUCACCACAAGCGAGGAGGGCCACAGGCAUGUGCUCAUCGUGGCUGACCCCAACACCCGGUGGGUGGAGGCAUUCCCACUGAAGCCCUACACGCACAUGGCCGUGGCCCAGGUGCUGCUUCAGCAUGUGUUUGCACGCUGGGGUGUUCCAAUGAGGUUGGAGGCGGCCCAGGGCCCCCAGUUUGCCCGGCAUGUCCUGGUGAGCUGUGGGUUGGCCCUGGGAGCACAGGUGACCUGCCUGAGUAGGGACUUGCAGUUCCCCUGCCUAGUGAGCUCAGAGGCCUACUGGGAAUUCAAGAGGGCCCUAAAGGAGUUCAUCUUCCUGCAUGGCAAGAAGUGGGCAUCCUCCCUGCCCCUGUUGCACCUGGCCUUCAGGGCCUCCUCCACAGUGGCCACGCCGUUCCGGGUUCUGACAGGAGGGGAAGGGAGGCUGACUGAGCCCCUGUGGUGGGAGAUGAGCAGUGCAAACAUUGAAGGGCUCAAGAUGGAUGUCUUCCUGCUGCAGCUGAUUAGGGAGCUGCUGGAGCUCCACUGGAAGGUGGCUGAAAAAGGCGCUGAGAAGGCCGACAACAGGCGCUUCAAGCAGGAGAGCCAGGAGAAGGAGUGGAACGUGGGUGACCAGGUCCUUUUGCUGUCCCUCCCCAGGAAUGGCAGCAGUGCCAAAUGGGUGGGUCCCUUCUAUAUCGGGGACCGGCUGAGUUUCUCUUUCUACAGGGUGUGGGGCUUCCCAACCCCAGAGAAGCUGGGGUGCAUCUAUCCCAGCAGUUUGAUGAAGGCCUUCGCCAAGAGUGGUACGCCCCUGUCCUUUAAGGACUUGGAGCAAUGAGCUGGAGCGGUGGGGGAGCCCCCUGUCCAGGAAGUCCUGGGUUUCUGCUGCUAGUCCUCCACCUGUCCCCUGCAGUGCUCUUGGCCCUUUGGGGCCCUCUGUUGUGCCUUGUGUAGAGAAGUUGCUUCCUAAAGCUUUGCUGAGUUGCCUUGAACUAGGGACCAGUGUCCCCAUGAAAGUAGCCCCACUUUGGGGUAUCUGGAGAAUUUGCCACAGGCUGUCAAGUGUGUGCCUCUGGUGAUUUUACACUGGGGAGUAGAAGCUCUCCUUACUAAAGUAGGCCAGGCUCAGAAUCUUUCCCCAGGUAUCUUCUUCCCCCUUCACACACAUGUAGGUGUGUGGUGUUUUGUGCCCCCCAUCUUAUUCCUGGCUGUCUUAACCAUGAAAUAGUGACACUCGGGACUCACAAUUGGAACCAUAGUCCUCUCCCAAACAGGAACCUUGAAUGUGGGUUACACUCCCUUCAACCUGUGCCCCUGGGGAACCUCUGCCCUUGGAGUUGUCACUGACACAAACCCACAUGAGCAGUGGGAAGGAAGCCAGCUCCUUCGCCUCACAGCCAGCUUUCUUAGGCUGAGCUUGGGCUCCCCUGCUGUCCAGGAAGGGCUGGCAGUCCUCCUGGGCCUCGAGGGCAGUAGCUCAGAGGGGAGGAUGGCCAGCCUCAAGCCAGCCACUUCUUAGCACAGGAAAGACAGGGUGGGAUAAGUUGGUCUACCUCACUUGACUCCAGCUGAUGGAGAUGACACCUGACCCCUAUUUUGAUGGUGUCAGCUGCAUAGGGAUUAAGGAUCUUGAUGCCAAGUGUGGCAUCUCUACUGGAAGAGCUGCUUCUACUAGACCAAGGAGCCUUGGCCUCUGUUUUAAGGCUUCAGAAAUGAGCAGUCUGGCAUAUAGCCAGGUACAGGUAUUUCUUUUCUUCCCAAUCCUGCCCAACCCCAUCCCAAAGCCCACAGCCUUCCUCUUUUUGCUUCCACUGGCCCCUGUAUCCUUAGACACUAUGUAGUGUGAUUGCUUUGUUUGGAGCCCCCUCCAACCCUCUGGUCCUCUGAGCCCCUGGCUCCCUGCAGAGAUCACUCUUAGUGAGCUCCCAUGGGUGUGUGUGUGUGUGUGUGUGUGUGUGUGUGUGUGUGUGUGUAUGCUAACAGUCCUCUGCAUUGGGGCUGCUGCUGAACAGCCAGUCUCCAGGUGAGGGUGUGCAAUGUGUCCCUGUCUCAGCCUCUGAGUUGUUUCAUUUCUUCAGAAGCUGAGCCAGGAGAGACCUUGGCAUCAAGCCCAACUUGCUUGUUAUACAACAGAGGAAAGAGGCCCAGAGAGAGUGACUUGGUCAUAGUCACACAGCUAGUUGGUGGCUGAGUUGGGACCAGGAUUAAGCAUACUAACUCCUAGUUCACUGUGACAAGGGUUCUGGUCACAGGUUCAAGCGAGAGAAUCCUUCAAAAUUCUAUAUCCAUACUCUCCGUUACCCAUUGUGUCAUUUUCCCACUCGUGUAGAUGAACUACCUGGAUGUUGUCCUUAAACCCAUCCUAGUUGUUAAUCCUAUCCAGGAAUGAAUGGGUGGCAGUGGAGAAGCUGAAAAGGUUGCCAGUAGGAUUUUCAGCACAUACUCCUCGUUGUCCCUCGCCUUGCCCCUUCUCUUCCUCCAAUUCCUAGUGGCAUUUCCAGCCUCACUGUCCCAGCCUUGCGCUGUAUGCUUUCUCCCUCUUAGCUACAACUUUGAUCCUAUGCCUUUUUCUUAAGUGAAUUUUGUUUUCAUUUUGUCAAUAAACGAAUUAAACCAGAA